Messenger RNA from Adineta steineri, 1092 nucleotides. The record is from the annotation of a GenBank genome assembly. Lineage: Eukaryota; Metazoa; Rotifera; Eurotatoria; Adinetida; Adinetidae.
AUGCCAGAUCAACGUAACUUAACAAUUAAUAAUAAUAAUAAUGAAAAUCAACAAUUGGGUGUAGAAAAUGAAUACAAUUCAACGGUAACAAAUAAUGAACAGUUAAUUCCUCUGCCACAACUCGUUGCAGAUGAAAGAACUAUUGAUACGCAUGGUAUAACAGAUGAACAAAUCAAUACACGUAUGGUCUAUCCACACAAUUAUUUUCCAGAAAUAAUAAUAUUUAAUUAUUGCUGGAUGCUUAUCUUCUUUCAUUCAUAUAUCAAUCAGUUUUUGCAUUUAUUAACAUUCGUAAGAACUUAUACUAUUACUCAUCCAUUAGGAGCAUACGACAGACAAUAUGAUACAGAAAUUAAUGAAACUCAACUAGUGUUCUCAGAAUCAACAUGUCUAUAUGAUACGCUUAUAGAUCGAGAUGAAGAAGCAGAAGGUCUGACUGCUCAUCCAACGGAUGAACUUGUAAUAUUUUCUGCAACCACUAUGAUUGUUGAACUAACUGAUGCUCGAUACAUAAAUGCAUAUGGAGACGAUAUACGUGUUGAUGAUCUUCCAUAUAUACUGCCGGUUUUAAAUAACGAAAAUGAUAACUUGAUUCCUCCAAAUACACAGAAUGGCCCCAUUGAUCAUGAUAUAAAUAAUGCAUAUAAUGUAUCUGAAGAUGCUAUUGAUAAUCUAGCAUGGAUUAUGGAUCCUGUCCGUUCAGUUGAAUCACAAGAUAACAUUCCUUCUAGUGAUACUAGUGCUGAUGAGUGUACAAGUAGCUAUGAAAGUGGUUUUGUCGGCGAUGAUAGAGUUGAAACAUCUAAUGAUGAUCUAAAUACAGGUGCAGAUUUAUUAGCUAAUGAAGAUGUUCCUACUAAUGUUCAAGAUAAUAGUCUUUCAAAUGGAGAAAAUCUAGUUCAUGAACAAGCAACUACAACAGAGACGUCAUCUAAUGAAGCUAGAGAAUUUAGAGAAAAUGUUAAUGCACCCAUAGAAGGUGAUGCUGAUCCCGACAUAACAUCGGCUCUUCACUUACCAAACAUAUUCGUUCCAAAAUCAUCUAAUGAUAUUCCCUCAGGCGAUGAAUCUGAGGAAGAGAGUGUCUGUUGA